Messenger RNA from Vicugna pacos (alpaca), 6612 nucleotides. NCBI's taxonomy places the organism in Eukaryota, Metazoa, Chordata, Mammalia, Artiodactyla, Camelidae. The record is from RefSeq and is a predicted model, not a curated record.
GCCUCGCCCAGGACGCGGAUACGCCCAAGCCCUCAAUCCUCCGUCCUUUUUUCCUCCUCCUGCUGGUCCCAGGGCCCCCCUGGCUGGCUGGGAGUGAGGUGAAGACGCCGGGGAAGGGCAUCUGGCCGCUGAGCGGAAGGCGCCGUCCUCACCACGAAAACACAGUAAAGGCUCUGGACCGUGCUCUCUCCUCACUCGUGAUGCCUUUUGACCAAACCUGGUGCUUCCGCACGUGGCCCAGCAUGGUGUGGUAUGCCCCUGCUCUUGGAAAAUGGAGCCAGCACUUCAGCGGAACCCUGGCCUAGGGACAUCCCAAUGGCUCUGGGAGAAGAAAAGGUAGAGGUGGCGGCAUCUGCAGACACAAAGGCCCCGUCCUGUGGGAGGUGGAGCUGCAGGGAGCAGGAGGCGGACAGUCCGGGGCCCAUGCACAGGGAGCAGCUGCCACGCCUGGAAGCUGAGGGAGGGCUUGCCUCCCCUGUCGCAGGCACCGAGGGGCUCCCUGCCCUUGCCUGCUGUGGAGGGACUGACCCUGGCCCCUCUGGAGCCUCCCAGCCACAGGCCAGCAGGGCCAGCCAGGAGCCGGUAGCGGGUGGGUCUCAGCCUGCUUUUGGUUGCCUGCUUCCUCCUGCUGGCCUGGGGACCGGAGACCUGCACUCCGUGGGGAGCCAGAUGGAGGAGACCAGGCUUCCUGCCUCUAAGGAGCUACCUCAGACUCGCCCUGUCCCUAGAGUCUCCACUUUUAGCUCAGGACACGAUGCUGAUAUGGAAGAUGACCCGUCCCCAGUUGAGUUGCCGCAGGUGCUGGACCUCAGUCCACAGUCUCGCAUCUCAGGCCUGCCGUUCCGGUCAAGGGGAAGGUCCGCCGUGAACCCGGGGGCCCUUGCUCCUCAGUCCUCCAGCUGCAGCGGCUCUGCUGCGUCCCUCGGCAGCAGCCUUCAGGGUCACCAGGAAAAGGUGGCAUCUCAGGGUUGCUCCCUUGCCCAGGUCUCCUCCUCCCUGGAGCUGGUUGUCCCGCCCUCAGCCCCCUCGGGGGUGGGGCCAGGGCCUCGGCUCCAGUGGUCGCCCCAGCCUGUGUCCUCAGGGGGCGAUGCUUCCGGGCUGGGCGGGAGGCGUCUAUCCUUCCAGGCUGAGUACUGGGCCUGUGUGCUGCCAGAUUCCCUGCCUCCCUCCCCCGACCGCCGCUCCCCGCUCUGGAACCCGAAUAAAGAGUACGAAGACCUACUGGACUAUACUUACCCACUCAGGCCCGGUCCUCGGCUCCCAAAGCACCUUGACAGCCACGUGCUGGGUGACCCUGUUUUGCAGGACUCAGGCAUAGACCUGGAUAGCUUCUCCAUCUCCCCAGCAAGCACCCUAAAGUCACCUACUAAUGUCUCCCACAGUUGUCCACCAGAGGAGGUGACUGCCUUGCCCUUCUCUGGGCCCAGAGAGCCAGGCCUUAAGCAGCGGCCCUCUGGAAUACCCCAGAAGCAGGGCAGUGUGGGGUUGGCAUCUUGUAGCCAUCUCACAUCUACGCCCAGAGCCCCAGGCAGCAGGGACACUCCUUGGGAGAGGAGAGAGCCUACCUUGAAUGGUGUGAAGGACUGGCCACCCGUGGACAAGCACCUUGAGCUGGGCUCUCCCCACCUAAGGACAAGGGGCAGAGAGUGGCCUUCACCCAGGCUGGAAGGAGAGAAAGGGGCCAGCCAGGGCUUCCGGCGCCUGGCCUGCACGGAGUCCAGAUGGAGGUCAGAAGAGGAGGUGGAAAGUGACGACGAGUACCUGGCCCUGCCCCCUCGGCUGACACAAGUUUCUAGCUUGUUUUCGUAUCUGACUUCAAUUCCCACCUUGGUGCCCCUGCUCACUGGCACUGCUGAAGGACAGAGCUCUCUGGAUGUGUCAGACAGUGAUGGGCCAGCUUCCCUCCCAUCGGACUCCAGCCAAAGCCAGCUUCCCUCUGGGGCUGCUCUCAGAGGGUCCGGGAGCCCUGGGGGCCAGAACCAUAGUUUGCUGCGCUCCUUCCUCCGUGCGAGGGGCUCUGCAGGGGAGGGCAGUCUGGUGAGCAACCAGGCCCCGGGGGUCUCCUCUGGACCACUGAGAACACGCGCCUCCUUGCCGUCUGUGUGGGACCGGCGGGCAUUCUUGGAUCCAGAUGCUGAAGGGCAGCCUCCCAGGACAGGAGGAGAGCAAGGGAAAGAGUCACUCGUGCAGUGUGUGAAGACGUUUUGCUGUCAGCUGGAAGAGCUGAUCCGCUGGCUGUACAACGUAGCAGACGUUACCGACCACCUGACUCCACCCAAGUCCAGUCUCAUAAGCCUCAAGUCUUCUCUGCAGCUUUACCGGCAAUUUAAGAAAGAAAUAGAUGAACACCAGUCUCUGACGGAGAGUGUCUUACAGAAAGGGGAGAUUCUUCUUCAGUGCCUGUUGGAUAAUACUCCAGAUGGACACUUGGCCUCAGAUGAAUGGAACCUUGGCCUCACUAACCCUUGUCUUAGCUUGCUUUCAGUGUUAAAGGAUGUCCUCAGGAGAAUCUCCAAGCAGCCCAGUGAGCUGGAGAGCCACGCAGAUCACCUGUACGACACCAUCUUAUCCUCUCUGGACAUGCUGGCUGGCUGCACCCUCCUCCCUGACAACACGCCAGUGGCUCACAGUAGCGCCAGUGUGAAGGGCAUUAGCCUGGCGUCUUCUCAGGCAGAGAUGUAAUCGGUCAGCCAAAACCUGGCUAGUAGGAAACUUGCAGGAAGUCCUUGUGAGAGCCAUUUAACAAUGAAAUCAAGGGGGAAACCUAACUCUAAUGUACUAGCUUUAAAAUGCCUUUCUCUUCCCUGAAGUAAGGGCUAUUGAGUUACUAUUUUUAUUUAAAAUGAAUCCUUCCAAACUAAGGUUUUCCUUUUGGUGCUUCUCUACAUAGAGCACAUAGCUUUGCAUUUUUGAUAAAUAAUGCCAGUGAGGCUUAAAGGUCUUUCCUUCUCCAUCCAGUUAAAAAGAGGAGACAGCUUCUGUAACUAGUCCACCUGCUGAGAUCAUUUAAAGAAGGCUGGCAUGAGAAAGAAGGUACCAAAUGCCUGGUAUCCGCAGGCACACAGGAGGAUCCAAGAGACUGAAAAAAGUGAAUGGUUGACCAGGAACUUGGAACUUCACAAAAUGAAGCUUAGGCUUUAUUAUAAAUCCCUCUUUGAAGGUUACAGAAGAGACUUUAACUCUCCAAAUUAAUAGAAGUUUCUGAACAGAUCUCUCUACAAAUUAUUUUGGGCUGUCAGCAUACCUUUUAUCAUCUUAAGGGCCUAGGGCUCCAUCUGCCUGCCUAGCUAGUAUCUCAAAGAAAAAUGUGUCAGGGACUUAGGGAACUGCUGCUGAGCUUCCCCAGGGCUCUGGACUGACUGAUCUACCUUAAGGGUACCCCUAGGAGGAGGCAGCCUCCAUUCCUGCUCUCCCUUGGAGGAGUGGUCAGGUCAGGGAAGGCCGUGGACAGAAUCACACAGUCUGGCUAACUAUAGAAACUAAGGCUGUCAAAAGUGAAGGAAAAAAGGGAAUUCUUUGUUGCUUUGGGAGUUGACAUGUAAGUACCUCAGAGAAAAAAAUCUGAUCAACCACUUAAAGCCAAUUCUAUGGCUUUUUAAAGAAAAAUGAUCAGCUAUUGCUAGGAACCACAGAUUUUGCAUAAAACUAAGAAAAAAAAAGGCACUUAAAAAAAAGUUCUGUUGGGCCAUGAAUGAAUAUGGAAGGAGGAAGCACUUUUUCCCCCGUGUAUUUUUAGCACUACAGUGGACUAAGCCUUAAGGAAGGGGUUCUUCACACUUAAAUUUAUCUUUUUUCAAACUCCAGAUUCACAUUCAAGGAGUGCGCUUAAGAAAGGAAGAUCUUUUAAGUUUAUAAAGAAAUGAACAAGUCAUCUGAACCCAGAGCAAGUGACAUUAGAACAAUUAUUUUCAUAAAGCAGACUGUCUCUCCGGACAAAAUAUUUAAUACAAAAUUACCCUUGUUAAAAGAAGUUUAGAGGAAGAAGUGGUAGAGUGCAUGCUUAGCAUGCACAAGGUCCUGGGUUCAGUCCCCAGAACCACUUCUAGAAAUAAAUAAACCUGAACCCCCCCCCAACCAAAACAAAAGGACUUUUAGGGCUUUAGUUUUGGGGGCUGAACCACAUAAUCUUAUCAUCUCAUCCACCUCCAUAUGCAGUAAAACCCUAUCAUUAAAUGUGACUUCCCCACUUUAAAAUUUCUCAGACUUUAUACUGGAAAAUAAGCUGUUAAAUUCUAAUACUUAACAAUUAAGGAAAAAAUAUAAAAUUCAACAGUAGCUGUAUAAAGUGCAGUGUUUCAGGUGCCUCUGCUACUCUGGGAUGACUUACCAUAAUGCUUAAGGGCAUGAUCAGAACUAAGCUGCGUAUUAGGAUUCUGCCAGCUCCACUGUAAUCUUGGUUCCGUACAUAAUGAGAUUUAGAAAGAACACCUUAGCAAAUCAUUGUAUAUGUAAAAUCCUCCUAAAAGCCUAGAACUGGUUAAAAAGACAUGUCUAAUGGCCUCUGUUCUUAAAUUGAUGUAUUUCACCUUCUCUUAGAGCUAUCAGUUGGCACAUGUCUUUCCACUGUGUAUGUUACAGGAUAGCCCUUGGGAGUAUUUACUAACAUUUGAUAGACAAGAAAAUAAGUCUCUUACUUAGCAAAAACUGAAGAUGACAACCCUUUAUAAUAAUGAAUAGCUGAACAUGCCAUUCUGCCAUUCAACCUAAUAAUUAUAAUCAGCUUCAACUGACAAGAAUUUUCACAGAGUAUUUUACUUCAGAGUACCCUGUUUCCCAAGAAAGUACUACUUUACCUAGAGAUGACCUAAGAUAUUUUUGUUCACUUCCUUUGAAAUAAGGUGUGACUGAAGGGUGCCUACUCUGGACCUAGCUGUGAAUGCCGCUUAAGAGUAUCAGUACAACUUAAUGUCAUCUUCGGCAGCGCUGUAAGAAGUUUAAGACCUCCCUUAAAAAACUCAAGCUGAAACGGUUUCCGCCUCGGAAGAUGCUGCCAGCAGCAUUCCACGAGCAAACGUGGCCAGGCUAGAUUCAAACAGCCUGGCUGGCCAGUGUGCUGUGGUACACGUUAGCCUUAACAGCAGUGGCUUACAGUGACAUUAACGUGGUUAUGAAAUUCCAAGUUUACCUGCAGUAAAUUUUCUUAGUAGUUCCCUUUAAAUUAGUAGAACUUAAGUCCACUGGAAUCUGGCAGUACUAGAACCUGGGCUGGCAGUUUGAAAACCUGGGUUCUUGUCACAGCUCCCUGGCUAAGAUGAUCUGCAAAUAGGAGUGUCAAUACAGGACUGUUUUAAAGCUUAAAUGGGAUCAUAAAGAAGGGCUGAUAUAAAAUAUAAUGCAAUGGUAACAUAUAUGCUAAAGGAGGUUUGGUCCAAGGUCAAAGAACAAAUAGUUACUACUCAGACCAGAACAGCUAUCAUUCUGCAAGGAUUUCACAGAGACUGUGACUGCUUAGAUUUAGAAAACUCUUCACAUCUGUAAGGUAAUUCAUGGUAGCCACUUACAUUUAAAAUACAGCAAAGCAUUAAUUCCAUUUAUUGAGUGAACAGACUAUUAAAGCCCAUAGUAGCUUGAAGUGUUUGUACUUGAAAAUGGGGAUAGGAAUGGGAAUACAUUUUUUUUUUCAAAACUGCAUUUAUGGGUAAAUUCAUAAAAGCAGAUAGCGAAGCAUGGCAAGACAUCUUGCAGUAAGCCCCAGUCUCAACUGCCAUGGGGGAAAGAACACUGGAAUUUUCAAAACUCAGUAAGUAUGUAAAUAUGCCUACAUCUUAAAUUCAUGUAAUGUUUUUUGCUAACUCACAAGAAUAAGCUGACAGUUUGAACAACUUGCUGUAUUAAAAAACCAAAGUGUAUCACACUAACAUUUGUAUCACUCAUCUACUUUAAAAAUUAGUUUCUGAAUUCUUUUCCCCUUUAUACUAUAUUGAUAAGGCAAAAAAAAAAAAAAAAACCCCAAAACCCAAACCUUUUGAAACAUUAAUAAAAAAUUUCACCCAAAUUACUGGUAACUUGAGAAAUUUUUCAGUUGCCUUAUGUGAGGAUGAAUAGAUCCAACAAGCACAUCUAUAAUACAAAGUAAACUGUGAUUUUAUUGUGAAAUUCUCAUAGAUGGAAAAUUAAAUUGAAUAUUUAUUCUGUCCAUUUCAUUUUACAAUAAUCUUAACCACUUAUUUUUGUACCAUGUAUUUCAAUUGCCUGUUUAGUGAAAAUAAAGAAACCUAUAAUUUUUGGCUUGUUUUUAGUUUAAAUUUUAUCACUGAAUUAAAGACCCCCACCAUAAAAUGUGUUGCCAACAGCCACAUCCCAAGCCCCUAAGUAAAGAAUGUUUUGGCUGCUACUUCAACCCCAAGGAAACAAUCUUUGACUUCUAUUACCUUAAAAUGCCAGUGCUAGCAAAAGAUUUUUGUUCCCCACAAUAAAAACCAACCCUAGGAUCGUUAAGGUCCUAGUUAACAAAAUUUCACAUGUGCAAAAUUCCACUGAAAUAAAUAUAUUUCUCUCAUUUAUCAUUCCCACCCAGCAUUUGUGUUUUCAGCUAAUUUAAAGGGAUAUAAUUUCUAAAAUUAGGGCAAAUAGUUCAUUUUCUGCUACUUCAAUGCCUUAACUCUCCUCCAA